Drosophila obscura is the source of this 1473-nucleotide messenger RNA. RefSeq names its product odorant receptor 88a (gene Or88a). Gene Ontology annotation, biological process: detection of chemical stimulus involved in sensory perception of smell; sensory perception of smell. Lineage: Eukaryota; Metazoa; Arthropoda; Insecta; Diptera; Drosophilidae. Gene Ontology annotation, cellular component: plasma membrane. The record is from RefSeq and is a predicted model, not a curated record. The coding region runs from base 144 to 1346 and encodes 400 amino acids. Gene Ontology annotation, molecular function: olfactory receptor activity; odorant binding. The transcript has 3 exons.
CCCACUGAAACAAAGACAGAGGCAGUGCAGCUAACUAAUUGUUAGGAAUCCUAGCUGCAGGACCCUACUAACUGCAACGAUGUGUGGCACUAUAUAUAAGCCGAUUGGAGGCAAGGUCCCAGAGUACAGUACAGUAAGCCACGAUGAAAAACACCGAGCCAAGGAACCCAAUCAGGAUGGAGGACUUUCUAAGGACUCAAAAGUUCCAGCAGUGGACCCGGUUUGUGCACUUCGACUGGAAGCGGGAUGGGGACAAUCGUCUGGUGAACUCCUCCUCGAUAGGCUUUUGGAUAGCAGCGAUUUUAAAUGUGAUUUUCUUCUUGUUCAACGGCUGGGACAUCAUCGGCAAUGUGUUUAUGGGCAGGCCCCACAAUCAGAACCCACCCGUGCUUAGCAUCACAAUUUACUUUUCGAUCCGGGGACUGAUGCUCUUCGUGAAGCGUCGCGAGAUUAUCGAUUUUGUCAAUGCAUUGGAUCGGGAGUGCCCCCUGGACAUUGACCGGCAGAAGGAAAUGCGCCUGGAGCGCACAUACAGCUCCUUCUGGCAGCGGUAUCGAUUCCUGCGGGUCUAUGUACACUUGGCAGGGCCGAUGUUCUGCAUCCUGCCGCUGGCCGUCUAUCUGCUGACCAACGAGGGCCUCGGGGCGCCCAUAACCCAGCACCAGCAACUCCUCGGCGGCUGGAUGCCCUUCGACCUGAGGAGAAACCCCAGAUUCUUUCUUCUAGUGUGGCUGUUCGACGUGUCGUGCACCGCCUGCGGGGUAUCCUUUUUCAUAACCUUCGACAAUCUGUUCAACGUGAUGCAGGGGCACCUGAUCAUGCAUCUGGAUCAUCUCUGCAGACACCUGGAGGCCAUCAAUCCCGUGGACAGUGUGACCAAUGAAGUUGAAUUCUUUGCACACCUAAGGACUCUAGUGCAGCGUCAGCAGCUCCUGAAUCGGCUGUGCGCUCAAUACAACGACAUCUUCAAGGUGGCCUUUUUGUUGAGCAAUUUCAUAGGAUCCGGAUCGCUCUGCUUAAAUCUUUUCAUGAUCUCGGAAACAACGGAUCUGUUCAUAAUGGUCCAGUAUGUUAUUCCCACGAUGGUUCUGGUCGCAUUCACCUUUGAGAUCUGUCUGCGGGGUACCCAGCUAGAGGAUGCGUCUGCUCGCCUAGAGUCAGCGCUAAGUGACCAGGCCUGGUACAUGGGCAGCAGGAGGUAUCGCAAGUUCUUUCUGCUGUGGCUGCAGUACUCGCAGCGCACCCAGAAGCUCGGCGCCUUUGGUUUGAUCGAAAUCAAUAUGGUGCACUUUACCGAUAUCAUGCAGUUGGCCUACAGACUCUUCACCUUUCUAAAAUCGCACUAGGAAAUGCACUAAGAAUCCCAUAAGUUCUUUAGUGAAGUGAGUUACAACUAGCACACACGAUUAUCUUACCCUAGUAGAGGGUCCUGUAGUGUAAAACCGAUUCUAUAGUAGAAUUUCAGAAUAUGUA